CCUCCUCCUCUAUAAAAGCUUCUUCCUCUGCUCCACUGAAAAAUUCUUCCAUUUCAACUCUCCACGGAGUUCCAACGCUUUUCUCCGGCUCUCCAUCUUCCUCCUGUGAAUUGAGCCGUGCGUUGAAGAGAAGCGCAAUGGGAUGUGCUGGAUCGUCGCGGACCAACGGAGACGGAUCCACAAAGAGGAUACGCAAGCCAAAACCUUGGAAGCAUCCUCAGCCAAUUACAAGGUCUCAGCUCAUGCAACUGCGGGAUGAAUUUUGGGACACUGCACCCCACUAUGGUGGCCGAAAUGAGAUUUGGGAUGCACUACGGGCAGCUGCUGAAGCUGAACYAUCUCUUGCGCAAGCAAUUAUCGACAGCGCUGGGGUCAUUGUUCAAAAUGCAGAUUUGACGGUCUGUUACGAUGAGAGAGGCGCAAAAUAUGAACUGCCCAACUAUGUUUUGAGUGAGCCAACCAAUUUGAUUCGCGACAGUUCAUAAAGAGAUCUGAUCGAUUUAAUGCAUUCAUUGCUCUCAAUUGGGCUCUUCCCUUUACAUUUCUUGUACAAAAAUUCACAAAAAAAAAGGAAGGAAAAAAGAUAACCCUUCUGUUAGUUGAGCAGUGUCAUAAAUUACUUGAUUACUUGUAUAAAUAAAGAGUCUAUAUCAGAAUUACUGAAAGUUUGAAGCACAAAGAUUUGAAAGUCGUAUAGAGAAAAAAUGCAAUAAUAUUGAUAAGCAGUGCUUUCUAGACUAUUAAA
Molecule: messenger RNA, 745 nt
Organism: Momordica charantia (bitter melon)
Lineage: Eukaryota; Viridiplantae; Streptophyta; Magnoliopsida; Cucurbitales; Cucurbitaceae
Source: RefSeq, a predicted model, not a curated record